Molecule: messenger RNA, 1065 nt
Organism: Morus notabilis
Lineage: Eukaryota; Viridiplantae; Streptophyta; Magnoliopsida; Rosales; Moraceae
Product: cysteine protease XCP2
Exons: 5
Coding region: 1-1065 (354 amino acids)
Cellular component (GO): lysosome
Molecular function (GO): cysteine-type endopeptidase activity
Source: RefSeq, a predicted model, not a curated record
AUGUCUCCCUCCUCAUUACUUCCGAAGAAUAUUGUCAAUAUCAUGCUCGCUUGUUCCAUGUCUCUUUUGGCCUCUAAUUUGCAAUUGUCCUCUUGUCGGGAUUUCGAAUCAUGGAUGGCGAAACACGGCAAAAUUUAUGAGGAUCUCGAAGAAAAGAUGCAGAAGUUCAAGAUCUUUAAGAAUAACCUGAGGCAUAUAGACCAGACGAAUAAGAAGAUCAGUAACUAUUGGCUGGGAUUGAAUGAGUUUGCCGACUUGAGCCACGAAGAAUUCAAGAAUAAGGGCCUAUUUAGUUUAUUGAUUCGAGUUUUUAAUUCGAAUAAUUCCCAUGAAAAACUCAGUUACAAGGAUGUAGUGGAUUUGCCAAAGUCUGUGGAUUGGAGAAAGAGAGGAGCUGUGACUCCUGCAAAGAACCAAGGUUCAUGUGGUAGUUGUUGGGCAUUCUCAACAGUAGCUGCGGUGGAAGGUAUAAACCAAAUCGUCACAGGAAAUUUGACGUCCUUGUCUGAACAAGAGCUAAUUUAUUGCGACAAACCUUAUAACAAUGGAUGCAAUGGGGGUCUUAUGGACUAUGCAUUUGCUUUCAUUGUCUCCAAUGGCGGUAUUCAUAAGGAAGAGGACUGCCCCUAUCUCAUGGAAGAAGGCACUUUGGUGACCAUUAGUGGCUAUCAUGAUGUGCCGGGAAACCAUGAAGAGAGCCUGUUGAAGGCACUUGCAAACCAACCUCUAAGUGUUGCUAUUGAGGCUUCCGGAAGGAAUUUCCGAUUCUAUAGAGGGGGUGUUUUCGAUGGACACUGUGGAAGUCGUCUAGACCAUGGUGUGGCGGCCGUUGGAUAUGGGCCAUCCAACGGUUCAGAAUUUAGAUUACAUCACUCGUGGGGGCCCAAAUGGGGAGAGAAAGGCUACAUCAGGAUCAAGAGAAGCACGGGAAAGCCUGAAGGUUUAUGUGGAGUGGAAUCAAGAAAAUGGCAUCUUAUCCUACGAAAAAUAUCUGACCAUUUUUUAUCCCUCUUUAGUAAUUUACUGUGGUUCAGCAAAGUUUGUCCGUUAAAUCAUGCUCUUUAA